AUGAGUUCUAUUAAUAAUUUUUUCUCAAUUUGUCUAUUGAUUGAUUUUUUGAUAGCCGUUAAUGAUGAUGAAGAGCUCCAACGUUGUAAGAUUGAUGAUGAAGAUUGUAUCUUUGAGAAUGCUAAUUUAAUUUUGAGGAAAUAUUUUAAAGGUCAUGACGAUUUAGGAUUACCAGUCCUAGAUCCAUUGAAAAUCGACGAACUAGCUGUCGUUCAAGAUCUAAAUGCAGUAAAAGUUGACGCAAGAGUUAUGGGUAUGGAUAUGACUGGAUUAUCUAAAGCAAAAUUAAUAAAAUUAAAAGGAUUUGAAAAUCAAGAGGUUGAAAUGAGAUUUGUGAUACCAGCUGGUGGCAUGUAUGGACCUUACAAAAUAAAGGGAAAAUUACUAAAAUUGUCAAUUGAAGGACAUGGUCAAUUAAAGCUCACAUUUACAAAUAUGGAUAUCGGAUUAAAAUUCAAGCUUGUUAACAAGACAGUUGACGGAAAGACAUAUUUUCAUGCUGUAAAACCAAAAAUGACAAUGUCAAUUACAGGUGGAACAGCAAACUUAUCACAUCUGGGCUCAAUAGCAAAUUCAAUCCUCAAUUGGAGCUUCGUGACAAUAGUGAAUGCCGUACGAGAUACCUUCUGUAAGCCAAUGUCUCAAAUUUAUGUGGAUAAACUUAAUGCAAUGUUUUUAAAAGUCGCAAUUGAUGAUUUAUUUUUACAAUAA
Messenger RNA from Chironomus riparius, 711 nucleotides. NCBI's taxonomy places the organism in Eukaryota, Metazoa, Arthropoda, Insecta, Diptera, Chironomidae. The record is from the annotation of a GenBank genome assembly.